AAAAACAAACAUAAUUUAGGUUGGGUUUUUAUGGCAAAUUAUAUGUAGAUUUUUCAUGCCUCAAUUACUGUUACGUUUAUAUUUCGAAUCAAAAAUAACUUCCGUAUCUAUAACCCUUUAUACGAGGAAAAGGAAAAUUUUAUUAAAUUAUUAAACAAAGUAAAAAAUUAAAACUCCCUCAGUCGCUAUCCUAUAGCUCGAUUGAUAAAACAGGUACAUAUAUUUUAUCUUUAUCUUCCCUGCGGUCGGCGGGUUUAUAUAUAGGUAUAUAUUCUCAGCAAGUGGCGUCUGCUGUUUGCAUAAAGUACCGAAGUAUUUUGCGCGACUCCGAUAUUAGAAUAUGAGCAUUUUUUAGUGCCUAUAAUUCUGAUAGUAUUAGAGAUUACUAUUACCUGAUGUAUUUUUUACAAAAAGCUAAGCACAGGUAACAUUGGAUAUCAGUCAAUGACGAAAAAAAACCUUUUACUUUGUCCUAUCUAAUAAAGCAAAAUAAUUUGUAGGUGACAGUUUGAUGCCAUUCAAUUAUAAAUAAAGCAAAAUGACAACAGUAAAGUAUCAAGGUGGCAUUGACAUUCUACGUCUACCUGUUAGUGAAGAGGAACAUGUUCAUCCACCAUGGUAUUUUAAAUAUACACAAUCUCACAUACUCCAUUCAAAGUGUUCAAUAACUGGUCAAGAAGAUAAAGGCUGUAAAGAUGAUAAAAGCGCUUGUCAAUUCUGCACGUACAGUCGUGCUCUUGAGAUGCCACAUAUGCCUGACAUGGUUUUUCCAAACAAUGUUCUUCAUUUAAAACACAAAAAUGGCGCGUUUUUGGAAUUUCGAGCCUUAAAUGCCUUGCAGAGAGUAUCCAAUGGCAAAAUUAACAUACAGCUUGCUUGUGCUGAGGCUUGGCGCGAAUCAAGAGCAGAAAGUAAAGAGUACAUGAAGGAGACAAUAAAACCUUUUGAUUGGACUUUUACCACAGAUUAUAUGGGAACAAUGUCAGGAUUUGAAGUUGAAGAUACCGAAGAACGUAUUGACGUAGAAAAAUUAAAACGUAAAGAUAAAAUACUCUUUUAUGUUGAUCUCACCCUAUUUGAGGACGAAUUGCAUGAUAAUGGAAUAGCAUCUUUAUCAGUUAAAAUGAGAGUUAUGCCCGGAACACUUUACAUCCUACUUCGUUAUUUCUUGAGAAUUGACAAUGUUAUGUUAAGAGUAAAUGAUACACGUAUAUAUCAUGAAUUUGGAAAAGAUUAUCUGAUACGUGAAUACACAUCUAGAGAAGCAAAAGUUGAGGAUAUUAAAGUCUCAUCGGCACUUUUUGUACUGCCAAACGAAAUCGCCCCACAUUUGCCAUUGGUCAAAAGUUACUAUCACAAACUGAAAAUUUUGCCAAAAGUGGAGUCUUCAAUAAAAAAUACAACAGUAUCAGAAACGGCCAUUACUACUACUACUACAACAACUACUAGUGAAAAUAGUGCAAAGGAUUCAACCGCCGGAUCAUCAGUACAAAGUUUCGGUACUCCUACAAAUACAGAAGAAAAAUAGUAAAGAUUGAUGAACUGAUUACUUUUUUAAAUGUGCUCCAAACGUUGUAUUAUUCAUGGAACAAUCAAAUUGAUCUAUUGAUUACACUGUGAAAUUAAAAGAAACUAUAAAAUAUACCCUUAAAUUAUAUCAUUAGUUAUAUCAUACACACAUUUUAUAGAGUUCAUUGACAUUUCCGUACAAAUGCGAUUUAUUUUAUGUAAAAAGAAAUUUUUUAAUAAAAAAAUUGAAAACAUUAAUUAAAAUA
Nasonia vitripennis (jewel wasp) is the source of this 1775-nucleotide messenger RNA. RefSeq names its product TIP41-like protein. Bases 539 to 1528 code for a protein of 329 amino acids. The record is from RefSeq and is a predicted model, not a curated record. Gene Ontology annotation, biological process: TOR signaling. Gene Ontology annotation, cellular component: cytosol. The transcript is spliced from 6 exons. Lineage: Eukaryota; Metazoa; Arthropoda; Insecta; Hymenoptera; Pteromalidae.